Molecule: messenger RNA, 2589 nt
Organism: Brassica napus (rape)
Lineage: Eukaryota; Viridiplantae; Streptophyta; Magnoliopsida; Brassicales; Brassicaceae
Exons: 5
Coding region: 1-2589 (862 amino acids)
Biological process (GO): proteolysis
Molecular function (GO): cysteine-type peptidase activity
Source: RefSeq, a predicted model, not a curated record
AUGUCUCUAGAGUUACCAAAGAGGAUUUUUAAGGAGGUCGAGGAGCCCCAAGUGACUCAGAUCAAUAACAACUGCAGGAUUGAAUAUAUUAUGCGAAAGUUCACUGAGUGGAUGCCAAAGGAGUUGGCAGUUGUGAAGAAAGAUCCGGUUUUCUCUCAGAUCUUUAAGCUCCAUAAGAAUGGUCUUGGGUUCUCCGCGAGAGUGGUACACAUCUUCUUGUGUAGGGAGCUGGUGACUUACAAAUUGCACGAGCUUUGGUUCGUCUUUGCGAGGAGACCACUCCGAUUUUCAUUACAAGAAUUCCAUGCAGUAACCGGGUUUGAGUGCAAUACUCAUAUCUCUCUUAAGGAGUCCGAAGAGUGGAAAUAUGACGGUGGUUUCUGGAGCAAUGUGUUGAGGAGAAAAGAUGGAACAUUUACACUCUUCAACCUGUGGAAUAAGGACAAGGAAGCUGUUAUGAAGUGGAAGAAUGCAGAUCGCAUACGACUGAUCUAUCUGGCCAUCAUUCUUUGUGGGGUUUUAGCGAGAGAUGAGAAGGCUAAUAUCCCCCUCAAAUACAUCAAGGUGGUCAUGGAUCUUGAGAAGGUUCGGAAGUAUCCUUGGGGAGUUGCUGCUUAUGACCUUCUCUACAACUCAAUAACCAAAACUCGUGACAACCUGAAGGAUAAAACUACUAGUUAUGUGUUGGAUGGAUUCUCGUACGCCUUCCAGAUUUGGGCAAUGGAAGCUGUACCAAAGAUUGGGAAGCUUUGUGGAAAAAAACUUGACAAAGGUUUCAUGAACGGUCCUAGAUGCAUAAACUGGAUGGGAGCUGGAAAGGUGUCAUAUGAGGAGAUCAUUCGGCUGGAGCAAAUACUGACACCUGAGGAUGACAUCUAUGCAUAUAUCGACUGGAGAGGAAAUUAUGAUGUAGUCCAAUCUGAUGCUUUUCGCAGAGAUGAUGAUGUGGAGGAUGAUAGAGUCAAGAACUUGAUGGAGUUGAUAAGAACAAGACAUGAUUUUAGUGACCAUAUUUGGGAAAUCGAAGAAGCUCCAGAGGUUUGUUCAGAUCUUCAUGACGAAGCACCUGUGAAUGAUGAAUCGGCUGUGAAUGAUGAAUCGGCUGUGAAUGAUGAAGCGGCUGAGAGUGGUGAAGACUACCAUACUCCAAAAGGAUCAAAGAACCUAGGCGCUACAUCAAGAAGGGGUAAGAAGAGGCUUCCGGAUCGUGGUAUGGAAAAAAGGAAGCAUAAGGUUCUCUCUAUUGGACCUAAGCAAACACCUUUUAAUGAAGACAUGAAGGAUUUUGUGGCACAGUUGUUUGAGCAGAGUUUCUAUGGAAUGGAACAGCGGCUACAAAAACAGAUGGCUGAGACAUUUGAGCAAAUGAGGACAGAGCUUAAAGAUUCACGGAAGGAAGCAAGCGUUGACGUUGAGCUUGGAGAGCCUUCAGCGAAGAAGCCUUCACCGAAGAAGCCGUCACUGAAGAAGCCUUCAACGAGCCAGCCACCAUUGAGGAGGUCCACACGUGGGGAAGCAUCACAGAGUUCAUUUGACGUGAAUUUUAGCCAAGCAAAUGAUUUCAUUCCCGGGAUAGGAACGCAAGGCGUUGAAGGUCUUUCUCAGACCUCGUAUGUGCCCGACUUUGAUCCAUCUCAGACCAAGAAGGGAGAUGAGUGGUGGACUCCAAGGACUUCAGUCCGAGAUUCAAUAGCUCCACUGCCGUCACAUUGGGAAAAAUGGAAUAAAGGAAAAGGACUUCAACUUACUGAUUCACCAUUGCGCACAGAUGGUUCUCCGCAGUCGUCACUGUAUUAUUGCUCCGAAGAAUCAUGGCUAGGAUUCACAGAAUGGGUUAAGAAACCAACACCUUUACCACUUGGUCCGUCAAUCUUAAAUUUGUCUAUAGCUACAAGGAUAGAAAUGGAUGUAGUUAUGUUUAUAUGGCGAGUCAACACAACUUUCAAGCGUUGGGCUCCAAGCCGUGUUGCUUUCAUGAAUGCUAUGUUCUGCCUCCAAAUCCACGCUGCAUACAACAAGUUCCUUCCUAACAAAAAAGCCUAUGAAUUGCCUGAUUUUCUUCUUGGCUAUGGCAGAGGAGAGAUUCCAUCUCAUGGGCGGACUGAUCAAGUUUGGGGUGUCGAUGUUGAUCGUCUCUACUUUCCUUUGUUUGUAAAUGGUAAUCACUGGGUUGUUGUCUGCGUCAACAUUAUUGAAAAAAAGGUGGAAGUCUUUGACUGCGGUGGGGGAAAGAAUAGACAGUACGUCGAGAAGUUUGCUGCUAUGAUUCCUAGGAUAGUGAAGGCCGUUGCACGACCUGAAAAACAGAAGCAGCUACUCCUCGCAUCAUAUUCUAUCGUGGAUGUACCUAUGAAGACGAGAUUGAACAAGUCUUGUUGUGACUGCGGUGCAUACGCACUCAAGCACUUGAAAUGCAAUCUGCUUGGUAUCGACCUCAGUUUAUUGGAUGAUGAAAUAAUCAUGGGUUGCAGACAGAAGAUUGGUGUGGACUUAUGGGAGGCUGCAAACGAUCCCAUUUACGCUGAGGCAAUGACACGAUAUGUGCCUUCACCGUGGGAGAGAGAAGAGGUCUUUGACCUCGAAGAUUGA